UGUUAACUUUAGUGGUCGAUAGAAUUAGUCGCUAGCUUGAUUGGUCGCUGGAAUUGGUCGCUAGCUUGAGUCUGAUAAGAUGAAUACAUUGUAUAUACCUGUAAUAGAUUUCCAGACGUAUGCCUUAGGUCAAGAUUGUCCAGCUGCUGACCUGGACAAAUUGGGAUCAGAAAUGUGUAAAGCGCUUGAAGAUAUAGGAUUCUGUUACCUGAAAAACCAUGGCAUUUCUCAAGACGUUAUAAACGAUGCCUUCAGGUCAUCAAGAAGGUUCUUUAUGCAACCAGAUGAAGAAAAAGAAAAGUUCGCGAGAUCAAAAUCAAAACAUUAUAACUUUGGAUGGGUUGGAAAAGAGGGUGAAAAGCUGAACGGUCCAGAACAUCCGGGGGAUUAUAAGGAAACAUGGAACGUUACUAUUUAUAAGCAAGAAGAAUAUUCAGAUGAAUGGCCUUCACAUAUUCCUGAGUUAAAAAGUUCUAUGGAGAUUUUGUGGGACAAAGGAACAGAACUUUCACUGAAAGUGUUUGAUGUUAUUGCAAAUGGUCUAAAUUUGGAGGACAAACAGUAUUUCCGGAAGUGUCAUAAACUAAUAGGAACACCAAACAACAAGAGUUUAUUAAGGUCAUUGUUUUAUCCAGAAAUUCCUGCGGAUUAUGAAAUAAAAGAGGGUCAAUUACGAUGUGGAGAACACACAGAUUAUGGCCCUUUAACUUUGCUUUUCCAAGAUGACGUUGGUGGGUUAGAGGUUAGAAACCGAGAUGGACAGUUUGUACCAGCCACGCCGAUACCUGGUACUAUUUUAGUUAACAUCGGUGACAUAUUACAAAGAUGGACAGCUGAUAAGUUAAUGGCCACAAAACACCGAAUUUUGAUGCCUAGUGCAAACAUGGAAAGAGGACAGACAAGGCAAUCUAUAGCCUAUUUUACUUUCUCGGAUGAUGACGUGAUGAUUGAGUGCCUGGACAAAUCUAAUGAAUACGAGCCAAUCAAAAGUAUUGACUAUCUAAACUCUAAAUUCAGUCUCACAUACUGAAUACAUGUAUAUAGAAAUAGCAAUAUAAAGCACGCUAUGCAUAAAAAAACUGAUGCAAUUUUAUUUCAUUAUUUGUACGUUAAUUAAUAAUGUAUGGCUGUGUUUACUAUUUAGAUUCUUUUCAUAAAAGAUUAUAUGACGAAUAGCUAAUAUUGGACCUCCACAUAUUUCUUAAAUAAAUUUACAAAAACUGUUAA
Messenger RNA from Mytilus californianus (California mussel), 1227 nucleotides. RefSeq lists its product as uncharacterized. Lineage: Eukaryota; Metazoa; Mollusca; Bivalvia; Mytilida; Mytilidae. Gene Ontology annotation, molecular function: dioxygenase activity. The record is from RefSeq and is a predicted model, not a curated record. The coding region runs from base 80 to 1030 and encodes 316 amino acids. The transcript has 9 exons.